GAAGAAAUAGUGAUGACUUGAAUAUCGGAAGCAAAACAAGAUACUGCGAAGAAAUCUUGCAAUGGCGGGAAUUGGUUUGUGCUCCAGUCUUUCUUCCUCCAGCAACUUAGGGACAUCUUGGUUGGUAUUAAAAUCUCACAAUGCAAGGACCGUGCCAGGGAAACUUCCUGGAAGGAGAAGCUUGACAAUAAAAGCUGAAGUGAAGUAUGUAAAUGCUGAAGAGGCAAAAGAACUUAUAGCAGUCGAAGGAUACACAAUUCUGGAUGUGAGAGAUAAAACCCAGUUCGAACGAGCUCAUAUAAAAUCAUGCUAUCACGUGCCUCUUUUUAUUGAAAAUCAAGACAAUGAUCCUGGUACCAUUAUAAAACGGACCCUGCACAAUAACUUUUCUGGGUUGUUCUUUGGGUUGCCAUUCACUAAAUUAAACCCUGAUUUUGUGCAAUCUGUUAAGAGCCAGCUUUCCCCUGAGAGUAAACUCUUGGUUGUAUGCCAGGAGGGAUUGAGAUCUGCUGCGGCAGCAAAGAGAUUAGAGCAAUCUGGUUUCUCAAAUAUAGCAUGCAUUACUUCAGGCCUUCAAACCGUGAAGCCAGGAACGUUCGAUUCUGUUGGUUCCACAGAGUUGCAGAAUGCUGGAAAAGCUGGUUUGGUGACAAUACAAGGGAAAAUCUCAGCUGUUUUGGGAACGGUUCUUGUUUGUGCAUAUUUGUUCAUUACCUUCUUCCCUGAGCAAGCAGAGAAACUAUUCCAACUGGCCCCGGUAGGCUAGGUCUCAAGAUUCCCCCAACCAUAUUGUUUUUAUUAUUCGUUUUCCCCUUCUAAUUUUUAUGUAGCAUAGUUAACAGACUUGGGAUUUUAUGUAGCACUAGUUUACGUCAUAGAAUUAUACUGCUGAGAUUAUUAUUUAUGAUAUUAAAUUUUGCAAA
Neltuma alba is the source of this 923-nucleotide messenger RNA. RefSeq names its product rhodanese-like domain-containing protein 9, chloroplastic. The record is from RefSeq and is a predicted model, not a curated record. Lineage: Eukaryota; Viridiplantae; Streptophyta; Magnoliopsida; Fabales; Fabaceae. Gene Ontology annotation, cellular component: chloroplast. The transcript is spliced from 6 exons. The coding region runs from base 62 to 766 and encodes 234 amino acids.